AUCUAUACAGACUAAAUAAGAUUUGUUCCUAAAGAGAUGUCUAAAUCUCUAAUCACUUUGACAACAAUGUGGUUUUGACUUUUGAAGUAAUCAGUUGUGUGUCAUAUUUGUGCCACGUUAAAAUUUAAAUUACACUUUAGUCCUCAAUUAAUUAUAAUUAACACCAUGAAAAUAACUUCGCUAUAUGCUUACUGUGCUAAUUGAUUUGUUGCCAAAAAAAGAAAAGGGUUAAAAAUCGUUACGUCUUCUUUGUUUGGCUGCUACACAAAUUCCGAUUCCGAUUCCGGCGGAGGAAGCUAUAACGAUUCUUCAAUGGAUCCCACUUCUUCUUCUUCUCUUAGAUGGAACAUUCUUCGUCAAGCGCUUCUCCGUAGAUCUGAUUCACAAUCUCAAGCUGAGACCAAGCGGAUUUCAAGGAAAGCUACUCAAGGAUUCAACUUGUUUCCGUCUCAAGUGGUGGAUUCUUCUCCGCAGUCAGAUCAUUCUCGGGAAGCUUGCGUUUGCUACACUAUUCCCACCACUGGUUCUCCGAAGCUCUAUCUAACAAAAAGAGUGGAUAAUUGCAGUGAUCUUAAUGACUUUGAGAUAUCUAAUCGAUACAACAUUGAUAAUACUGGACUUGUCUGUCAGUGGCCCUCAGAAGAAGUUCUAGCAUUCUUUUGCAAGUCUCAGCCAGAUCGUUUCAGAGGUAAAAGAGUUAUUGAGCUUGGCUCGGGGUAUGGAUUAGCCGGUUUAGUUAUUGCAGCUGCCACUGAGGCAUCAGAAGUGGUUAUCUCAGAUGGAAAUCCCCAAGUAGUUAAUUAUAUUAAGCGUAACAUAGAAUCCAACUCCAUGGCAUUUGGUGGCACAAGUGUGAAAGCCAUGGAGUUGCACUGGAACCAGCAUGAACAUUCAGAGUUAACCAACACUUUCGACAUCAUUGUUGCAAGCGACUGUACAUUUUUCAAGGAAUUUCAUAAGCACCUUGCAAGAACUAUCAAGAUGCUGCUUAAAGCCAAAGAACCCUCCGAAGCAUUAUUUUUUAGUCCUAAGAGAGGUGACUCCUUAGACAAGUUCUUAAAGGAGAUUAAAGACAUUGGUUUACACUACGUCUUAACUGAAAACUACGAUGCACAAGUUUGGAAGCGCCAUGAGACGCUUGUUAAAGGAGACGAAGCUUGGCCUAACUAUGACAAGAAUCAUUGCUACCCUUUACUUAUUCAAAUCACGAAUCAUAUCUAGUCAAGACUGUGUCAUAUUUGCGGCUAUGGAUGGCGAAUAAACGCAGUAUAGAGAGGUCCACACCACACAUACACACGAGUUAGGCAAAGCCGUUCGUCUAAAAGGAAGAUAUAGAACAAUAAAAAUCAGAAAAGCUAUAAGAUUCUCGAUAAGUGUACUGUCAUUGAUGAACUACAUCAAACUUUUCUUCAUUCUAAAUCUGGCUUUUUGAAUCUAAUUUCUAGUUGUCUUUUCUGGUUUGUAAUAGUGCUGAAAAUAAACUUUAGCUGGUUGUAAUUAUUAAUAGCCGUCUGGGAAAUUAUAGAGAUGACAAAGGAAUCAUUUGAGAUUCUGUGUGUGUGUGCGGGUCUAAAUGUGAUCCUCAGCCAUUAUGUAACUUAUUCUGAAAGCAUAUAUAUAUCUCUUUGUGCACAUUGAAUU
Molecule: messenger RNA, 1641 nt
Organism: Camelina sativa (false flax)
Lineage: Eukaryota; Viridiplantae; Streptophyta; Magnoliopsida; Brassicales; Brassicaceae
Product: calmodulin-lysine N-methyltransferase
Cellular component (GO): cytoplasm
Molecular function (GO): calmodulin-lysine N-methyltransferase activity
Source: RefSeq, a predicted model, not a curated record